Molecule: messenger RNA, 1050 nt
Organism: Frankliniella occidentalis (western flower thrips)
Lineage: Eukaryota; Metazoa; Arthropoda; Insecta; Thysanoptera; Thripidae
Exons: 2
Coding region: 60-788 (242 amino acids)
Source: RefSeq, a predicted model, not a curated record
CUGAGCAGCGGUCGACAUUCAAACACAAGUGUUCGAAGCAACAACAGCUCAGCAGCACCAUGAGGUUCUUUGUCGUGCUCGUCGCCGUGCUCGCCGUUGUCGCCGCUGGCGACAAGAAGGUGAACAAGCGCGGUCUGGUAUCCAGCCUGGGCUACGGCUCCAGCUACGGCUACUCCGGCCUCGGCUCCGGCCUGGGCUACGGCUCCAGCUUGGGCUACUCUGGUCUCGGCCUCAGCUCCGGCCUCGGCUACUCUAGCCUCGGCUACUCUGGCCUCAGCUCCGGCUUGGGUUACUCUGGUCUCGGCUACUCUGGUCUUGGAUACUCCGGCCUGGGCCACGCCAAGCUGAUCUCUGAGAGCUCGCACACCACCAUCGCCAGGAAGAUCGGAGUCCCCGUGGCCGCCCCCUACGCCGUCCCCGUGGAGAGGAACAUCGCCGUGCCUGUUCCCCACCCCGUGGCCGUGCCCGUCGACAGGCCUUACCCCGUGCCUGUGCCCGCCCCCUACGCCGUGCCCGUCGACAAGCCCUACGCCGUGCCCGUUGAGAGGGCUGUCCCCGUCCCUGUGCCCCACGCCGUGCCCGUGCCCGUCCACGAGCCUGUCCCCUACCCCGUCCACGAGCCUGUGGCCGUGCCCGUCAUCAACAAGGUGGCCGUCCCCGUGCCCGUCCCCCACGCCGUGCCCGUGAUCAAGAGCCACUCGUACGCCGCCCCCGCCCUCGCCUACGGCGGUGCCUACGGCGGCUCCCUCGCCUACGGAGCCUCCUCUCUGGGCUACAACGCGUGGUGAAGUGAUAUCGUGUGAAAUAGACACUUGUGUAUUGUGUGUAGUGUGAGUGUGUGAGUGAAUGUAUAAAUGUGUGAAUCCUGUGUGUUCCUUUGUUAAAUGUGUGUGUGUACCGAGUGAGUCGCAUUAGCGUCUAGUCGAGCAUCUUCAUCCGCCAUUCUAGAGACCCCACUCAUCCAUGAAUCGAUUCCGAUAAGGUGUCAUUGACCUAUGUCUCUUAUGUUAUGCAUUUCAUAAAUGCCACCAAAUAAACAAUCAAACGAAA